AUGAAGUGCGCAGGUUGUCUGAAAGUUACUAAGAAUGCAAGUGUCAUUACAUGUACAUCGCCAAAAUGCGAAAAAACAUAUUGCUCGUACUGUAUUAAUUUAACAUCAGUUACAGUGGAGGGUAAAAAGUGCUGGAAGUGCCCCGAGUGUAGUGCUUCCAAGAAAAAAGGCGGCGAUAACACCCAAACGCCAAUACGCUCCAACCCGGAUUCGCAAAACGUUACGAUGCGCAAAAAGGAUGUCUCUGACUGUCAGACUCCUGAGACAGAAAUAAGAGAAUUAACAGCGGUAAUCGCUCGCUUAACUAGUGAAUUUUCGACACUAAAAACAAAGUUGGAUGAAGUGACGCACUCUCUAUGCCAUUGUCAUGAAAGGAUGGACGAGUUAGUGCGGGGCAUGUCAGCCAAUGAAAAUCGCUUGACAAAACUAGAAAAACGCGAUCAGGAAAUUAUAAACUUGCACGCAUCUGUGGCCCAUCUACAGAAUGAGCUCAAUAUACAAGCACAACAGUGGCUCCGCAACGAGAUAGAGAUCGUCGGUAUACCAGAAGGUAAUAAUGAAAAUCUAGAACAUAUUGUUAAGGUGGCCGCUCAAAAAGUUGGAGCACAGUUGGAAGACGUUGACGUGGACUGGAUUACCCGCGUUGGACCUCGGCGCCUGGCUGUACCACCUAAUGUUCCGGAUGGUGGCAGUAGAAUGCCCUGA
Messenger RNA from Parnassius apollo (apollo), 705 nucleotides. Lineage: Eukaryota; Metazoa; Arthropoda; Insecta; Lepidoptera; Papilionidae. The record is from the annotation of a GenBank genome assembly.